GUUUAUUUGUUGACUGUGAACUCUUUGUUCCGUUGUGUUAAAGCAGCUAAUAUACAGUGAGUCGUGAGUGAAAAAUUGGUAGAAAUAGACAAUAAUUAAAGACAAGUGUGUGUAGUUUGUGGCAGACCAUACUGGAAGUAAUCCAACGUGAGUUUUCGUGUUUUUCCAACUCGUUCGUCGUGCUGCCAGUUACUGAAAUGGAUUUGGUUGGCUCAGAUCAUUGUGAGGAUCAGAACCCGGAUGUCGAUAUCAGUACAAGUAGCAAUAGGAUGUCUGAACCUGCAGAGAUCAUCAUUGAAUAUGAGCACACCUUCACAAGUACCGAUGCCAAAAUUGGACAUUCUACUCCUAAGCGGAAAAGGAAUGAAUCUAUGAGUGCUGCAGUUAGAGAUGGAGGGCUGAAGAGACUGACAAGUCCUCAAUCAGACAACUGUGAUGUCUUGUCAAUAUCUUCAACUACAGUGACAGCAUCUGAAUGCAAUAUAAGUAACAACUCUGACACUGUUUUGGCAAGAAAUGAUAGUUCAAUUACUCUGUCGGCCAGCUCAUUGUCAGCAACAGUUACUGCAAGCUCUGAUGAUGAACCUAGAGAACUACCAAGCAUCUCGGGGAAAAUGACUAGGCAUAGGCAAAUAAUGCAGCAAAGAUCCAAAAUGCAUAAGCAUGUAUGGAACAUUUCUGGCAAAACUGUAGGUAGCGCAGAAAAAACAAUAGCGUCUCUGAAAAAGAAAAUUAAAAAUCUUCAGCAGCAAAAUCGCAGACUGAAGUCUAAAGUAUAUUCCCAGCAAUCAUUAAUGGAGUAUUUGAGGGAGACAUGUGGUUUGACGCCAAAUGCAGGACUAGUUUUGAAUGCAUCAGUGGAUGAUGGCACAAAGGAAAUUCUGAAACGAUUUAUCAAGGGGAAGUCAAAACAAAAAUAUAAUGCUUCUCUCAGAGCUUUUGCAUUAACUUUGCAUUUUUAUAGCUCAAAAGCUUACGAUUUUGUGAGAGAGCAAUUCAAUAAAAGUCUACCACACCCCCAUACUCUAAUAAAAUGGUACCAACGGAUAAAUGGUGCACCUGGCUUCAGCAUGGAGGCAAAAAACAACUUACUGUGUAAAGUACAAACGGAACAGAAGCAUGGCCGUAAAGUUUUGUGCAAUCUGGUCAUGGAUUCAAUGGCAAUUAGGCGGCGAAUAGAAUGGAAUGGCCAAAAGUGGACAGGAUACAUUGACUUGGGUUUUGAUAUGGAUGGAGAUAAACUUCCUGAGGUUAAAGAAGCAUUGGUUAUGAUGCUAGUGGCUAUAAAUGGCAAAUGGAAGCUACCUGUAGGAUACUUCUUCAUCAAUGGUCUAAGUGGAGAGGAACAGGCAAACUUAGUAUCAAAUCUUCUUACUUUUAUUCACGAUACAGGUGUUAUCAUUUGUUCAGUAACAUUUGAUGGGGCCUCUCAAAAUAUUUCGAUGAUAAAACACUUGGGAGCUGAUCUGAAAAUUGUAAACUUAAAAACCUGGUUCCCACAUCCAGUUGAUUCGCACAGGGUGUACGUUUAUCUCGAUCCAUGUCACAUGCUAAAAUUAAUCAGGAACUGCUUAGCAACUUAUAAAAAUUUCAAGACAGAUCAAAAUGAGUUAGUUUCUUGGGAAUACUUUGAAAAGUUGGUAAACAUUCAAAACAAUGAAGGCUUAAGAGCUGCUACCAAAAUUAAAGAAAGACAUGUGAAAUGGGAAAAUGAAAAAAUGAAGGUAUGCCUAGCAGCACAAACAUUCAGUAAAAGUGUUGCUGAUGCACUGAGGUUUCUGGAAACAGAUUUAGGUUUGAAAGAAUUUGAAGGUGCUUCAGCAACUGCCAACUUUGCUGAAAUGAUAAAUAAUAUUUUUGACAUUUUUAAUAGUAAUUCGAGAUACUCAAAAUACGAAUUCAAACAAGGCUUAGAUGUCAAUAAUGCUCAGCAGAUAUUUGUAUAUUUGGAACAGUGCAAGACAUACUUUGAAGGUCUUAAGACAGAAACAACCCCAGUACUUCAAUGCAGAAGGAAAACGGGUUUCCUGGGAUUUUUGAUUUGUAUGGCUAGUUUACAGCAAUUUUAUCUAGAAUAUGUCAUUGAAUUCAAAUACUUGAAUUACAUAUUGACAUACAAGCUGUCCCAAGACCAUAUUGAGCUAUUUUUUAGCGCAGUGCGUAGUAAGGGAGGAUGUAAUAAUAAUCCAACUGCUCGACAAUUUGAAAGUAUUUUCAAGAGAUUACUUUUGCAUUGUGACAUUAAGGGCUCCAAGUAUGGAAAUGUUGUUUCACUGGACAACACUAGUAUUCUAGGCACUACAUAUAUCAACACUUUGACUAAAACUAAUUGUGGCAACAUUCUUUCAGAGAAUGAUGAUUAUAUGGAGAAUACUACAGAAGUUUUAAUAUUUGGUAGUUGUUCAUUACAUCUGUGGCAGCUAACUCCGUAUGUCUGUGAUAUUGUCGCAUACAUAUCUGGCUUUGUGGUGAAAAAUUUGAAAAAGUGUGUAUCUUGUCAUGAAUGCCUGCUGCUAAUGGAAUCCAGUGAAACACGUUCUUUGUUGCAAAAAAGGAAGCAAUGUGGCAACUUAACACGAGCUUCUAAUUAUGUUAUAAAAGUCUGUGAAGAAGGGGAGAGGUCUGUAAGGUCCUUGAAAGCCAUUUCCAGCAUAUUUAGCAAUAAACUUGGAAACAUCGAAAAAUACUUAGUAAGCUAUACACUAAGGAAGUUAAAUACAUCAAUAUUUGAAGUAUUUGGUGACCAUGUUCUAGAUGAUAGCUUCGAAAACAAUCAUUCACUGCAGCUGACAAAGAUGAUUUUGGCUAAAUACAUAAGGCUAAGGUUACACCACGAGUCAAAUUUAGCAUCAGAAUUUGGUAGACGAUACAGAAGUGACCUCACAAAAAGCAUACUAUUCAGAAAUCAGUAA
This is a messenger RNA of Acanthoscelides obtectus, 2912 nucleotides long. The record is from the annotation of a GenBank genome assembly. NCBI's taxonomy places the organism in Eukaryota, Metazoa, Arthropoda, Insecta, Coleoptera, Chrysomelidae.